ACUAGCAAACAGGGGCGUGGCAUAAUAAAAUGUCUACCGACUUGGAAGACAGAUUCGAGUUCACUCUGGUAGCUCAUUAUAAUCCUCUUCAAGAUAUAGAGACCAAAUCCAGAGAGACAAUAGAAUUAUUUGAGAAAUGGGGAAUGAGUAGUCGUAUGAAAAGUCACACCUUCUUUUUCAACAAGUUUUUUCAACCUUAUCAGAGAGAGGCAUUUGCAAAAGAUUUUUUUGCAAGCUCUGUAGUAAGCAGCACAUUACAAGUAUUAACACCAUUAGAGCAAUGGGUAUCACUUAACAACACAUCAGUGGAUAAAGUUACUGUUGAACAAGUCAAUGCAAGUAUAAUUAAUAUGGACUUCUUUGAUAGACUAUACACGUCAGGUGCUGUGAGAGAGAGCAGUGGUAGCAUUGUCAAGUGUUUUGAUGAGAUGAUUGAUGAGUUUUUGGUCUCUGAUGAACUCAGAAAAGUGGUGCUAGGUGAUCCAGUGUAUGAGUCUUUAUAUUCAACUGAAGAAAGAAAUGAGUUUUUAUUUAAAAUAUUUGCCCACAUUGUAUUAGGAGGACCAGUCAAUCAAUAUGAAGAUAAUGUCAAGCCUUAUCUAGACACUGCUAAAUUGUUGUACAAGAGUUUAGUGAGUGUUGUUAAGGAUACAGAAACAAGCUCUUUGAGUAUCUCCUCAACUGUUUUAAAAGUUGGAGCAAAAGUGGGUGGUAUAAAGAUGUUUCCUUCAUCACGUGAACAUCCUCAAUCAUUCUGUUACCUUGUGAUUGAUAAUAUUAAGAGACAUGUGACUGUAUGGUAUCACAUAUGGUCAUAGACAAUUAACAUAAUGUAAUGUACAGUAGCACUUUCAAUGUAAUGAGUAAUGAAGCAUGAAAUAUAGCAUGGCAUAAAAUACGUAACUUUAUGUAAUUUUAUAAUAACCUCUUGCGUGCUUGUGCCAUAUAUUAGAGUAGAUGAAAUCAAACUUUUUGCAAUUAAA
Messenger RNA from Amphimedon queenslandica, 983 nucleotides. RefSeq lists its product as uncharacterized. The record is from RefSeq and is a predicted model, not a curated record. Bases 30 to 818 code for a protein of 262 amino acids. The transcript is spliced from 10 exons. Lineage: Eukaryota; Metazoa; Porifera; Demospongiae; Haplosclerida; Niphatidae.